This is a messenger RNA of Cryptomeria japonica (Japanese cedar), 4890 nucleotides long. RefSeq names its product ABC transporter C family member 8. The transcript has 12 exons. Gene Ontology annotation, cellular component: plant-type vacuole; vacuolar membrane. Gene Ontology annotation, molecular function: ATP hydrolysis activity; ATP binding; ABC-type transporter activity. NCBI's taxonomy places the organism in Eukaryota, Viridiplantae, Streptophyta, Pinopsida, Cupressales, Cupressaceae. The record is from RefSeq and is a predicted model, not a curated record. Bases 263 to 4717 code for a protein of 1484 amino acids. Gene Ontology annotation, biological process: transmembrane transport.
UUUGUCCUGGUGUCUAGAGCGUAGAUGUGGAUCCAAGGCUUAACCGUGGCCCCAUAAGUGAUUCUUGCUCUUGGCUAAAGCCUUCAAAUAUAGAGUAAGCCACCCUGCGUGUAUGGACUCGAACCACAUUUUGAAGGCGCCGAACACUCUUUUGUGCCUUUCUGCUCAAUCGGUAUUUUAAUGGCAGAAUCUCAACUUCAGUUCUUUUUGUUUUGAUGGAAGACAGCCAUUAACUGGAGAGGAGCCUGGUAGAUCAUAGGAAAUGGCGUGGGACGUGUUGGAAGGAGCAGUCUUAGGGUUCCAUGGCAAUAGUUUUGGUUGUGGAGAUAACUGCCACAACAGCUGGGAUUUACACAGAGACAAUAUGCAACGAUCUAAAGCAUUACCGCAGAAUUUUUUCACCACUGUAUGCAAUCUCUUGUUUAUGCUAAUUUUCCUGGUCACCCUUAUUAUUUCUCAGAGAUGUCGUUCUCCUUGUAUGCAUUAUAAUAGAUCAGGUCUACAUAAAAUCACAAUUUUGCUCUCAUUCAUAAUUGGCCUAGCAAACAUAGGGGUCGGUUUAUGGAUGAUAAUGAUAUACCCAACAAACAGUAAACAAAAACCGGUUCUUUACUGUAUCCAGGGAUCGACAUGGAUUGUAUUAGCAAUUUCCUUAAAGCUUAAUCUCAAGAAACCACCAGCCUUAGUUGCCAUUACCUGGUGGAUCAUUGAAUUCAUUUUAGGAAUAGUAAUAAUGUUUAAAUCUACAUCAAAUAUCUUUGAAACUCACUCUUUCUCCCCAGAUAAAAUUCUAGACAUAACAACAUCUGUAACCUGCUAUCUUCUUUUCUACUGUAGUAUCAGAGUUAUUAUACACUGGACUUCGUCUAGCCCAGUGGCAUUGACUGAGCCCCUUAUCCAGGGAACUAAAUUAGAGGAAACCAAAGUCACCCCUCUCUAUAAAGCUAGCAUUUUUAGCCGCAUGACUUUCAGAUGGUUCAAUUCUUUACUGAAUCUAGGCUAUUCAAAACCAUUAGAGGUCGGGGAUAUUCCACAUUUAGUCCCUGAAGAUGAGGCAUCCACAGCUGAAAGAGUAUUUGAAGAAGCAUGGGAACAGCAGAGGAAACAGAGUCCACUAAACAGACCGACUGUUUUCAGAGCAUUAUCAAAAUGCUAUUGGAAGGAUAUGAUAGUCACAGGAGUCUUCGCGUUUCUGAGAUCAAUUGCAACGAUUUCAAGUCCCCUGUUUCUCCGGUCCUUUGUACAAUUUGCAGGUGGAAAACAGAGUUUCAGAUACGAAGGAUUCGCUCUAGUGGGUGGUUUGUUUGUAGUGAAGAUAGUUGAAUCCUUUUCUCAGAGGCAGUGGUACUUCAAUUCCAGACGAUCUGGUAUGCGAAUGCGUUCUGCAUUGAUGGCAGCUGUGUAUCAGAAGCAACUCCGGCUAUCAAACUUGGCAAGACGAAGGCAUGCCGCUGGUGAAAUUGUAAACUAUAUAGCUAUAGAUGCAUACCGGUUUGGAGAGUUUCCAUGGUGGUUACAUUGGGGUUGGACUGUUCCAUUUCAAAUAUUGGUUGCCAUUGGCAUACUUUUUGCUACAGUUGGAUUGGCAACCAUUCCAGGUUUGGUCAUCAUUGUUCUCACUAUAAUUCUUAACAACCCACUUGCAAAAUCUCUUCAGAAAUGUCAAUCUGAGUUCAUGGCUGCUCAAGACAAAAGGCUCAGAGCAACUUCUGAGAUCCUUAAUAGUAUGAAAAUAAUCAAAUUACAAGCUUGGGAAGAUGAAUUCAAGGGGUUGAUUGACAGUCUCCGAGCCUCUGAGUUCAAAUGGUUAUCAUCAUCUCAGAUCAAUAGGACAUAUGGCACCAUACUCUACUGGAUGUCACCAAUUAUUAUUUCAUCAAUAGUUUUUGCAGCCUGUGCUAUCGUAGGAAACCCACCGUUAACUGCAACAACAAUAUUUACAGUCCUUGCAACGUUCCGUAUCAUUCAAGAACCAGUGAGAAUGUUACCAGAUGUUUUGGCCAUAUUGAUUCAAGUUAAGGUUUCCUUAGAUCGUCUUGACAAAUUUUUACAAGAUGAAGAGUUGAAACCAGAUGCAUUUUUGAGGAAAUCAUUAGAUGCAUCACAAUGCGUGAUUAAAAUUCAUUCUGGUAUUCUCAGCUGGGAUCCAGAAUCUGCAAGUACAACAUUAAAAAGAAUCAAUCUGGAGAUUCAAAAUAGAGAAAAGGUAGCAGUUUGUGGAUCAGUAGGAUCAGGAAAAUCUGCUCUGUUGCAUACCAUUCUCGGAGAAAUCCCAAAAGUUUCAGGAGUGGUUGAAGUGUAUGGCAACAUUGCCUAUGUAGCUCAAACAGCUUGGAUUCAGAGUGGGACUGUCAGAGAAAACAUACUUUUUGGGAAACCAAUGAACAAAGAACGGUACGAAAAUGCAAUAAAAGCCUGUGCUUUGGACAAGGAUAUAGAAAAUUUCUCUCACGGAGACAUGACUGAGAUCGGGGAGAGAGGAUUGAAUAUGAGUGGAGGACAGAAGCAAAGGAUUCAGCUUGCUAGAGCAGUGUAUAAUGAUGCUGAUCUUUAUCUACUCGAUGACCCUUUCAGUGCACUGGAUGCCCAUACAGCUGCCACUCUAUUUAAUGAUUGUGUGAUGGGAGCGUUAGCUGAAAAAACUGUAGUUUUAGUCACCCAUCAAGUGGAAUUUCUUCCUGCUGUUGAUACGAUCCUCGUGAUGGAAGGUGGAGAAAUCAAGCAGGCAGGGAGCUAUCACCAAAUAUUAGCAGCAGGGGAAACAUUCGAGCAACUUGUAAAUGCCCAUAAGGAAGCCAUGGUUUCUACCAGUAAUGCUCCCAUGAAUAACCAGGCUUCUCCACUUGAAGCUGAGAUUGGAUCCCUACAACUUGCAAGGAUGCAGAAUUCAAGUGGGCUUGCUCUCGAAGAAACUGGAGGAGAUAUUACAUCAAAUAUGACACAGUUGACUGUGGAGGAAGAGAAGGAAAUGGGGGAUUCAGGAUUGGAACCAUAUUAUGCCUAUAUUCGCAUUGCAGGAGGAGCAUUUCUUUCUGUGCUGAUUGUCUUUUCACAAGGAGCCUUUGUCGUUGGCCAAGUAGCAUCCAACUAUUGGCUUGCAAAGGCGAUCUUGAAUCCAAAUAUUGACAGUGGUGUAUUAGUAGGUAUAUAUGCAGGCAUUUCACUACUAAGUGGAGCUUUUGUCUAUUUAAGAGCUCGACUUGUUGUGGUGUUGGGAUUGCGAGCUUCAAAGGCAUUUUUUAAUGGGAUGUUUACUUCAAUAUUCAAGGCACCCAUGGCCUUCUUUGAUACCACACCUGUGGGCCGAAUUCUUAUCAGGGCAUCAUCGGAUCUCAGUUUGAUUGAUUUGGAUCUAGCUUGGGGCUUCAGCUAUGUUUUAUCUUCGGGAGCAGAUUUAUUAGGAAUGCUAUUCAUUAUUUCUUUGGUCACCUGGCAAGUUCUGGUUGUUGCUGUUCCUGUGUUCUUUGUAACGAGAUGGAUCCAAAUGUAUUACCUCGCUUCUGCAAGAGAGCUAAUGAGAAUCAAUGGCACCACCAAAGCACCAGUAAUAAAUAACUCAACGGAAACAGCGCUAGGAGUAGUGACUAUCAGAGCAUUUAACAUGACAGAAAAGUUCAAAGAUAAAAACUUGAAUCUUAUUGACACAGAUGCAAGCCUCUAUUUCCACACCAGUGCCGCCACUGAAUGGCUUAUCUUACGGUUGGAAUCGCUUGGCAACAUAAUCCUCUUUACUUCAGCUCUUCUCCUGGUUUCACUGCCAGCAAACACCAUAUCCCCUGGAUUUGCGGGACUUGCACUCUCAUACGCACUCACCCUUACAUCCUACCAAGUAUUUUUUGUUCAAUGGCAAUGCAAUCUUGCCAACUUUGUGGUUUCUGUGGAGCGUAUAAAGCAAUAUAUGAAUCUGCCAUCAGAAGCAGCAGCAAUCAUUGAGAGCAACAGGCCUCCCAUGUCGUGGCCAAACCAAGGCAGAAUAGAAUUGGAUAACUUGAAGAUAAGAUACCGCCCAAAUUUUCCUCUGGUGCUCAAAGGCAUUAGCUGUACAUUCGAGGCGGGGAAACGAGUGGGAGUAGUGGGCCGCACAGGAAGCGGAAAAACCACUCUCAUCAGUGCUUUGUUUCGUCUGGUGGAACCAUCGGAAGGAAGAAUUCUGAUAGAUAAUGUGGACAUUUGCACAAUUGGCCUACAUGAUCUGCGAUCAAGGUUAAGCAUUAUUCCUCAAGACCCCACUCUUUUCAAGGGGACCAUACGAAGUAAUCUGGAUCCUCUCGGUUUGUAUUCUGACACUGAAAUUUGGAAGGCACUAGAGAAAUGCCAGAUGAGCAAGGCCAUUGAAAAUCUGCCAUACAAACUUGAUUCUUCAGUGAGUCAGGAAGGAGAAAACUGGAGUGCAGGACAAAGACAACUAUUGUGUUUGGGUCGUGUUCUCCUAAAGCGCAACCGCAUUUUGGUGCUGGAUGAGGCAACUGCCUCUAUUGAUUCUGCAACGGAUGCUAUCCUCCAAAAAGUUAUUAGACAGGAAUUUCAGAGCUGCACUGUGGUAACAGUUGCCCACAGGGUACCCACUGUUAUUGACAGUGAUAUGGUUCUGGCUCUCUCAGAUGGCAUGCUUGCAGAGUACGAUAAGCCAACAAUGCUUCUGGAAAACAAAUCGUCCUCGUUUGCAAAGCUUGUCGCGGAGUACUGGUCACAGUGCAGUCCCUCCGAUUCCAUGUGAUUUUAUACCAGACAAUCCUGCAUGAAAUGAAGUAAACUUGUCAUAAUUCAUAUUUUAACCUUCGACGGGAAGCUCGAAAUCCUCCAUAUGAGCCCGCUAAAGAUGUGGGAGCUCAAGACCACUUUGUAUAUUGCUCUUUUGUUUAUAAACAUUUUUAUGAGCAUAAUAUUUAU